CAGCCACCAGAUGACAGCACCUCAAUCGCCUGCAACUCGUAUUGUUGGUCUUGCCCAUUGUUGAUAAUGCGACCCGUUGCUAGGCAUAAUAAAUAAACGACAAAUAUUUGUUUUGUUGCAGUCAGAAGAAGCAUAGACGUGCAAAGUCUAGAUUAAUAGAAAAAUGAUUGCGAGUACAACGAAUUAUAAUGUGAAAGAACAAGAACCUGCAGCUGAAGACAUUCAAUUUCGCGGUAUGGAGCGUUUUUCUGCAAUGGGUAUUUAUGGAAUGAAACAGUAUUUACUUGCAAUUUUAUCACCUAACAAGAAUGGGACCAUAUUGGAUGACAUAAAAUUCAUCCUGUACUUAAUCUUCCUCUUCGUACUGAUAAUAGUAACAUUGGGGAAUCCACCCAUGUGGUAUUGGUGCAAAAACCAUCUUAAUGAUUCGUUUAUGGAUGCUAGGUUUCAUGAUUGUGUUGCAGAAAGAACCUUCAAAAACUUAUCAACCAUAACUCAAUUCUGGAAGUUCGCAGAAACUGUAAUGAUCGACAGUAUAUACGGGAAAUCCGAAAAUGAUACACAUCAAGCAUUUGUGUUGCAAGAUAGUAAGCUGGUUGGAGUACCACGCCUACGACAGGUGAGAGUGAGAAAUGAUUCGUGCGUAGUACGUCAAUCAUUAAAUCGAUCAAUCGAACUAUGUUAUGAACCAUAUUCACAUGCGUACGAAGACACAAAACCAUUUUGGCCAGGAAACGGAACAGCGUGGACUUAUUCCACUGCAGAAGAACUGGGUGGUUCCAGUUAUCGGGGAAGAUUCUCAAAGUAUGGAGGCGGAGGAUAUUAUGAAGAUCUGUCACUCAACCGUAGCGAAGCCAUUGAGAAAUUGCUAACCUUGAAGAACAAUCAAUGGAUUACAGGAAGAACAAGAGCCAUUUUCCUUGACCUAAUGGUCUAUAAUGCAAAUAACGAUGCUAUCUUCAUUGUGAAGCUUGUUUUUGAGAACAUACCAAGACGAGGAAUCUACACACAUUACUUCCGCAGGACAGUGCGGCUCCAUCAGCUUGUGACCGCUUAUCACUACUUUGUCGCAGUCUGUGAAUGCAUGUUCGUAGCAUUCAUAUUUUACUACACCAUAAUAUUGAUAGUGGUCUUAAAGUGGGAACACGUGGAUAGUGUAUUUGAUGUUGUUGGUCUGCCCAUUCUUCUGGGUUAUGGCUAUGGUGUUAUAUGCUUCAGAAUCUAUGGCUAUGUGGUUAUUGAACCACAAAUACUUCAAAAUAUUUCAGAGGAGAAGUUGGGAAACUUUGAAUCAUUUUGUUUUUUUCAAAACCUUUACAACAUUCUUGAAUCUGUUUUUCUGAUGAAUGUAGUAUGGCCCCAACUUUGCAAAUACACCAGUUUCAAACACGCCUCGUCGCUUUUCAAGCACUGGAAGGAGAUUACUGCAGUUUCAGUUGUCAUCAUCUUUAUUUUUGUCAUAUGUCUUCAUGUCAUGAACUGCCGUUAUUGUAAUUAUCAGUUUUAGUUGUCCCAUUAAUUUGCCAUGGAUUUCUUGAUAUAGUACCCACCCGGAGAUCCGAAUGUAGGUAAGUUUUGUCUCCAGAAUCCUUCUUCUCAGGACUUUUUUCCGUCAGUUCCGUUGAACUAGGGUUAUCACAGGGAUCUUUAAUGUGAUGGUUUCCCGUUGUCGUCCACAUCCUAUGCCCUUGUCCAUGUCUGGUUCAUCCGCCUUUGGGGGUGAUUUCUCAACCCCGGGGACAAGAGGGUGUCCCUACUCUAUCAUGCAAAUGUUGCCAAGAUUUUGUUUUUGUAAAAUGUAAAACAGCAACACGGCAGUUGUAUAAACAUUUCUCUUCAGCUUUACGUUUCACAGCGACAACUAUGAACAAGUUGAGCUACGCAUGUGUAAUUUGGUAUAAAGACAGAUCCUAAAGAUCCCUACAAACUAAGCAUGGGUAUUACUCGUAAAUAGAAACAACUAGAAAUGUUGCCGACAAAUUCAUCGUAGAUAGAAUCUGUGUACCCGAUAAAUAGGCCCAUAAAAUAUUAUAAUAAUGCUCUGUGACACAUUGAAAUUGCAAGCAAUAAUAAAAAUGUGACCAGAAUAAUAUUAAAUGGUAUGACAUUCUAUGCACUAGAGAACGCUAACUCAUGAGCUACACAUCACUGUAGUAGGUAGUGCACAAGAACAAUUAUUAUUGUCGGAUAUAACUGA
Molecule: messenger RNA, 2197 nt
Organism: Zootermopsis nevadensis
Lineage: Eukaryota; Metazoa; Arthropoda; Insecta; Blattodea; Termopsidae
Product: polycystin-2-like protein 1
Biological process (GO): detection of mechanical stimulus
Cellular component (GO): membrane
Molecular function (GO): calcium channel activity; calcium ion binding
Source: RefSeq, a predicted model, not a curated record